UCAAAAGAAAAAUUAAAAUUUUAUUUCCAUCUCUCUCACUCACUCACUGAUCAGCUCAAAUUUAGGGCUUUUCCCUUCAAAAUUCCCCCAAUUUCGUUACUACCCUAGCCCCAAAGCACUGUCAAUUCCAUUAACAGAGCACGAAAUUGAUGGUGAGAGGCGCAGAAUCCGGCGGGCCCGAAAAUGGGCCCGGUUCGAAACCGGCGCCGUCUAUAGAGGUCGGCGGCGGCCGGGUGAGGUUCAGGGUAGACCUGAAUCCCGGUGAGUCCACAAUUGUCUCGUGGAGAAAGCUUCUCAAGGAGGCCAAUUUGAGCGAGCCAGAAGGGCCCGGCCAGUCGGGUUCGGGCCAACCUGGUGAAGCCCGCGGUGGCGCCGUGUCGGAGCAGCUCCAUCCGCCGCCUCAUGCGGAGGCUCCUCGUGCGAAGGAAACGGCGGAGAAUGAAUCGAAGGAGUCGCAGGCGAACCGAUUGAGCAACGUGAUUGAGAGAAUUGAGAGAAUGUAUGCGGGUAGCAGCGAUGAGGAGGAUCUCGUUCUUGAUAACAUGCCUGAUGACGAUGAGUAUGACACCGAUGAUUCUUUCAUUGAUGAUACUGAGUUGGAUGCCUACUUCCAGGUUGAUAGGUCUGCUACUAAACAUGAUGGUUUUUUUGUUAACCGUGGGGAGUUGGAACGCAUUGAACUUUCCUUAUCCAUGGACAAGCAGCCAAAAAAGAGGAGAAGGAAAGAUUUGGCGCAAGGUUGUGGGAGUGAUGAUGGACAUAACCAGCAUAAAGUUAUGAAAAUGGGAUCUAAAGGAAAGAAAGCAUCAUCAUCCAUUCCAAGAAGCUCAACUAGUCCGGUUUACAAGGAGGCUAUAUCCAAUGUAGAUAUGCUAUAUUCUCAAGCUGUUUUGACAAAGAAGGCAACAGAUAUCCAAGUUGCUAUAGAUCCUUCAAGAUUGCAGAAUGAUGGUGCUGUAAGCCAGGAUAUGUAUAAGGACCGACGAAAACCAGGAGUUAACCUUAACCCAUCAGAGAAGCAUACUAGCAAAUCCAAAGAGAGUGAACUUCAGAAUAUCUCAACUCAAAGGGCAAAUGAUAAAACUUCACAUAAGGAAUCUAUUGUGCAGAGAAAAGAAGGUUCUAGUGUUAGACCAAAAAAUACUCUUGAGAAGGCCUUCAGAGAGUUGGAGAAGACAGUUGCACCAUUUAGACCACCUUCGACGGAUGCUCAGGAUCCUGUUAAUCAAUCUCAGCCGGGCAAAAAGAGAUUGCCUCCUGAAAUAAAGCUGAAGCUUUCAAACGUUGCUAAAGUAGCGGCAUCCUGCUAUGGACGGAUUCCAAAGGAUGUGAUCAACCGUCUAAUGAGCAUUCUGGGCCACUUGAUGCAGAUUACAACACUGAAGAGAAAUCUUAGGGCCAUAGCUAAUAUGGGAUUAUCCGCUAAACAAGAGAAGGAUGAUCAAAUACUGAAGAUGAAACAAGAAAUUGCUGAUAUGGUUAAGGUGCGGACUGCGCGCAUGAAAUCAAAACUUGAACAGCAUGCUGCGAAUUCAGAUGAUUUUCAGGAAAUCUGUCCAGAUGAGAGAGAAGCUUUGAAACACAAAUACAGCUUGGACGAUGUGUUGGAAAAUAAGAUUUGUGUGUUAUAUGACCUUUAUGUUGAGAGACUAGAAGAUGAUUCAGGUCCUCCAGUCAGAAAGCUAUAUGAAGAGCUUGCUUUGUUAUGGCCCAGUGGCUUCAUGAGCAGUGAUAGAAUUAAACGUGCUAUAUACAGAGCUAAAGACAGGAAAGGACUUUGCAACUUCCGGAAGGAUCGAGAGAAAAUCAAGAAGAAAAAGGAUUCAGCGCCGAAAGCACAGGAUGCCUAUAAUGGUACACUGGCAAUGAAUUCUCACGAGAAAUUAUUGCCUCGCGAUCGUGGUUCUAAGUUGGCAAGCAGUUCAGCUCCCAGUGCUGCUCGUGGGCCUGUUACCACCGCAAAUGGCCCCAAUCCCGGCAGCAACCCGAAGCAGGAAAAAUCAAAUAAGUUAAUCUCCAGCAGCAACCCAGAUCAUGCUGAUGCAAAGCUGUCAAGUUUGCUACCCAAAAAGAAAGUCAAGCAGAAGCCCAGUGCCGAGGUGGCUGAAGCCAAGCUUCGCCUCCAGAAGCUGGAGAUUUCCAAGGCGGAGAAACAACACAAACUUGAUAAUCAUUUGGGUUUUGUUUAACUGCGCAAAGCAUUGCACUGGGUAAAAUAGUAUUUCAAGUUAUUAGAUUUUGUUUUGGUUUAUCAAGGUUUGUAGUAUUUUUGUAAUUAUUGCAACAGAACUACAGUUUUAGAGUAUGUUAUGAGUUAGAUUAUUAUGUUCAAUCUAUGUGAAUAUAAACAUUCAUUCCCAAUCCAAAAUCCAAAUCCAUUAAUGCA
Salvia splendens (bonfire salvia) is the source of this 2386-nucleotide messenger RNA. RefSeq names its product ubinuclein-1. Gene Ontology annotation, cellular component: nucleus. Lineage: Eukaryota; Viridiplantae; Streptophyta; Magnoliopsida; Lamiales; Lamiaceae. The transcript is spliced from 12 exons. Gene Ontology annotation, biological process: chromatin organization. The record is from RefSeq and is a predicted model, not a curated record. The coding region runs from base 150 to 2189 and encodes 679 amino acids.